This is a messenger RNA of Trichechus manatus latirostris (Florida manatee), 1805 nucleotides long. It is a transcript of the gene CA11, whose product is annotated as carbonic anhydrase 11. The coding region runs from base 644 to 1630 and encodes 328 amino acids. Gene Ontology annotation, cellular component: basolateral plasma membrane. The transcript has 9 exons. NCBI's taxonomy places the organism in Eukaryota, Metazoa, Chordata, Mammalia, Sirenia, Trichechidae. The record is from RefSeq and is a predicted model, not a curated record. Gene Ontology annotation, molecular function: zinc ion binding; carbonate dehydratase activity.
CCCAAGGAGUGUUCGCUGCUGCGAGAAGAGCCCCCCCCAAAAAAAAAAUAACACCCAGAGAGAGAAGAGAGGGAGGGGGAGGAGGGAGGAAAGGCUGAGAGAGAAGAGAGACAGAAACAGAGAAGAGGCAGGAGAGGAGGAGGGGAGAGAGAGAGGGAAGCUGGAGACAGGGAGAGGGAGAAAGGGAGGAGGUGAAGGAGGGAAGAGAGAGAGGGCAGGCAGGAGCAGAGAAGGAAGAGGAAGAGGUGAUGGGGAGCAGGAUGAAGACAUGGAGUUAGGUGGCUUGGGAGAGCUUAAUGACAAGAGAAGCAGGAGGGGGGUGUGGAUUUGAAAUCUAGAGGUAACCUGGGGGAGAGGCAGAAGGCAGAGACGAGUAGGUAGGCAGAUCCGGAGGUGGAGGGAGGCGGGAGGGUCUGGAGGAAAAAGGAAAGGAAGGAGGAGGGGCAUAGAGAGAGAGGAGAGGAGUGGGUUUGGGUGGUCUCCAUCCCUGGCUGCUUUGGGAUUUGGGGAACUGGGGCUCCCUGUAGGGAGGAGAGGAAGCUUGGGAGUCCUGAAGUGAGAGGGUCCCAGAAAGAGGGGACAGAGGAGCUGAGAUAAGGGGAGCCAGGGGAUUGAGAAGGGGACCCUGGAAGGCCUCCCGGGGAUGGGGGGUGCCCUUCGCCUGAGCGCCCCUCGCGCGCUGGUACUCUGGGCCGCACUGGGGGUGGCAGCUCACAUCGGACCAGCACCUGACCCCGAGGACUGGUGGAGCUACAAGGAUAAUCUCCAGGGAAACUUCGUGCCAGGGCCUCCCUUCUGGGGCCUGGUGAAUGCAGCCUGGAGUUUGUGUGCCGUGGGGAAGCGGCAGAGCCCCGUGGAUGUGGAGCUGAAGAGGGUCCUUUAUGACCCCUUUCUGCCCCCCCUGAGGCUCAGCACUGGGGGAGAGAAGCUCCGGGGAACUCUGUACAACACGGGCCGCCAUGUCUCCUUCCUUCCUGCGCCCCGGCCUGUGGUCAAUGUGUCUGGGGGCCCCCUCCUUUAUAGCCACCGACUCAGUGAACUGAGGCUGCUCUUUGGAGCGCGGGACGGAGCUGGCUCUGAACACCAGAUCAACCACCAGGGCUUCUCUGCUGAGGUGCAGCUCAUCCACUUCAAUCAGGAACUCUAUGGGAACCUCAGUGCGGCCACCCGAGGCCCUAAUGGCCUGGCCAUUCUCAGCCUCUUUGUCAAUGUGGCCGGCAGCUCAAACCCAUUCCUCAGCCGCAUUCUCAACCGUGACACCAUCACUCGCAUUUCCUACAAGAAUGAUGCCUACUUUCUUCAGGACCUGAGCCUGGAACUCCUAUUCCCCGAAUCCUUCGGCUUCAUCACCUAUCAGGGCUCUCUCAGCACCCCGCCCUGCUCGGAGACUGUCACCUGGAUUCUGAUUGACCGGGCCCUCAAUAUCACCUCCCUCCAGAUGCAUUCCCUGAGACUCCUGAGCCAGAAUCCUCCAUCCCAGAUCUUCCAGAGCCUCAGCGGUAACGGCCGGCCCCUGCAGCCCUUGGCCCACAGGGCCUUGAGGGGCAACAGGGACCCCCGGCACCCCGAAAGUCGCUGCCGAGGCCCCAACUACCGCCUGCAUGUGGAUGGUGGCCCCCAUGGUCGUUGAGACUCCCCAUCGAGGAUUGUGCCUGCCUGUCCCAAGUCUCCCCGCUAGGGGAGGGGAGUCACCCCCAAAACAAAGCUAUUAAAGGGACAGAGACUUCCUGUUUCUCAAUGGUCUGAUUCUAGGCGCGGUGGGGAAACAUUUGGGUACUAAACAACAGCAGCCUUCUAGAAACCAA